Molecule: messenger RNA, 672 nt
Organism: Eimeria acervulina
Lineage: Eukaryota; Apicomplexa; Conoidasida; Eucoccidiorida; Eimeriidae
Exons: 2
Coding region: 1-672 (223 amino acids)
Source: RefSeq, a predicted model, not a curated record
AUGAACUGUCUGGUGCCGCAUGCAUUGCUGCUGCUGCUGCUGGCAGCAGCAGCAGCAGCAGACGCAGCAGCAGGAGUGUCUGCGCAGCAGGAGCUAGCCUUGGAUGAAGAAGCAGCACCAGCAGCAGCAGCAGCAGCAGCAGCAGCAGACUUUGACUAUGGUGCAAAAGCAUUCGAGAAGAAAUUUAGGAAGCAGAUAGGGGGUUUACAGGGGUCAACUGAAACAGCAGCAGCAGCAGCUGCUGCUGCAGCAGGAGCAGGAGGUCUGGACGCAGCAGCAGCAGACUCAACAGCAGCAGAAGCAGCAGCAGCAGCAGCAGAACAAGACUUCGGGGCCCUCUCUCCUUCUGAUGCAGCAAAAAUAACAAAGAGUUAUGUGGAUAUACCCAAGAGAGGAGAAGAGCAUCAACCUCAUUGGAAAGUUAGAGCGCGCAAAUUCCAGCGCAAGGCGAGUAAGUUUUUGCUGGCGGUGGUUUUGAUGUUUUUGUUUUAUCGGAUGUCUUUGUUUAUUUUGUUUGGAUUGAGAGAGAGAGCAGCAGCAGCAUUUCUGGCGAGUAGUGAAGAAGACGAAUUAGACGACUUUAUGUUUAAGCAGCAGCAGCAGCAGCAGAUGGUGCAGCUGCAGAUGCAAAAGGUAGCGCAGGGUGAAGAUGAUGAUGAUGAUGAAGUAUAA